Messenger RNA from Salvia splendens (bonfire salvia), 1065 nucleotides. RefSeq names its product dentin sialophosphoprotein-like. NCBI's taxonomy places the organism in Eukaryota, Viridiplantae, Streptophyta, Magnoliopsida, Lamiales, Lamiaceae. The transcript has 4 exons. The record is from RefSeq and is a predicted model, not a curated record. Bases 1 to 1065 code for a protein of 354 amino acids.
AUGGAGGGUUCCGACGGCAAGAAGAGCAACGUUGACACUUCGAAGAGGAAGAAAGACAUCGAAGACGACGACGACAACAACACGCCUAUUCAUAUAACCAGCAAAGAUAAUGCCGCAUCCAAAUUGAAGGGAGGGUGCGGCCCUUCCGUUGAGAGCCCCAAGAAGCGUCGCAAAUCCAUGGAUGGAGAAGCGUCUGCUUCUCAGCCUGAAGAUAUGAACAAGGCUGAUGAUGAAAAGGAUGCGAGUUCUGAUGAUGAAUCGGGCGACAAGUCUGAAUCUGAUGAUGAAUCGAGCGACAGUUCGUCUGAAUCUGAUGAUGACUCCAGCGACGAGUCUGAAUCUGAUGUUGAUGAUGAGGCUAAGGAGGAGACGAAUUCUUAUGAGUCUAUUGAUAUAAUGAACUGUUCAUCUGAAGAAGAUACUGCUGCAAACAAACUGAAGGAUGAGUGUGUUGAUAAAUCUAUGGAGGAAGCGUCUGGUUCUCAGCCUGCAGGCAAUGAAGAUGAAGAUGGUGGUGGUGAAGAAGUCGAUGUCACGUCUGGAUCUGAUGACGAUCAUGGCUCCAACGCUGAAGCCGAUGAUAAGCAGGAGCAGAAGAAUUAUGGUGAAGAUGAUGAUGAUCAUAAGGAGAAAAAGAAUUCUGAAGAAGGUGAUGAUAAGGAGGAGAAGAAGAUUUCCGAUAAGGAUAAGGAGGAGAAGAAUUAUGAUGAUGAAUCAUCCGACUCUGAAGAAGAUGAUAUGGAGAUGUGGAUGGCCAGAAAUACAUACAGACUGAAACGACACUUUACCUAUAGCAAUGUAAAAGAUGUUAAGGAGGUGGAGACGACGUCGUUGUCCAACGCUGAUGAAGAUGAUAUGGUAACGUGGAUGGCCAGACUGAAACCAUUCCAAUGGAAUGGUUUCAGCAGUAGCUAUGGAAUGAGGGCACCCCAGCAAGUAUCCACCACUGCCACCGGAGGAGAAGGAGAUAAGGGGGCGGAGACGACGUCGUCGGAUGAUGACCAGUCCAGCAAUGAAAAGCAGGAGAAGAAGGUAUCUGAUGAUAAGAAGGCUGAGGGAAACUGA